Dentiscutata heterogama is the source of this 258-nucleotide messenger RNA. Lineage: Eukaryota; Fungi; Glomeromycota; Glomeromycetes; Diversisporales; Gigasporaceae. The record is from the annotation of a GenBank genome assembly.
AAUACGCAAAAAAAAAUAUUGGACGAUACUGAGAAACGCCUUAACUUAUUGUUCGAUGCUUUAAAUAAUGAAGAAGUUUCUCCAGGUGUUACUGAAUUAUUACUAACUCUCGUUAGAGAUUUGGAAUCGCGUAAUUUUCCUAGUGCCAUCAACAAUCAGGUGCAGUUGAUGACCACUAAAAUGGAUGAAUGUGGGAAAUGGAUUGUCGGAAUUAAACAAUUGAUAAACGUUCUGAAAAAUCUUCAACCUCUUCAAUAA